Messenger RNA from Fulvia fulva, 1014 nucleotides. RefSeq names its product Phosphoserine phosphatase. The coding region runs from base 1 to 1014 and encodes 337 amino acids. The transcript has 2 exons. Gene Ontology annotation, biological process: L-serine biosynthetic process; dephosphorylation. The record is from RefSeq and is a predicted model, not a curated record. Lineage: Eukaryota; Fungi; Ascomycota; Dothideomycetes; Mycosphaerellales; Mycosphaerellaceae. Gene Ontology annotation, molecular function: magnesium ion binding; L-phosphoserine phosphatase activity. Gene Ontology annotation, cellular component: cytoplasm.
AUGAGUGCAGCAUCGGAUACAGUGGAACUGGGCGUGGUUCUGCUGAUUUUUGCGAAGGCGAAGAAGCCGCAGGAGGUCUGGGAAGCCCUGUUCAAAGAUCUCCACCAACAUCUCCAACCACAUCUCCAUCCAUCCCAUGAGGACUCACCACUCCAACCUACCUUCCAGGAUGGCGAUGAUGGCAAAGUUGCAUCGCUCCUUCUCACUUUCAAGGAAGUCCUAUCGCUACGGCAGCUGAAGGCUCUGACCGAUCAUGACUUGACAACGUUUGAGAAGAUCCAUGAAAUCGAACUCUUCCUCCAACCCGGCCCCCUCUACGCCUUCCACAAAGCACCCGGCCUCGCAGUCUUCGACAUGGACUCCACUCUAAUCCAACAAGAAGUUAUCGACGAGCUGGCCCGCUGCGUUGGUGUCUACGACCAAGUGUCCGCCAUUACCGAGGCGGCCAUGCGCGGUGAGGAGCCCUAUACGGACUUUGAAGCUUCGUUACGGGCGAGGGUAGGGUAUCUCAAGGGUGUGCCAACUUCUAUCUGGGACGAGAUGAAGAAGGGCGGGAUCAUUACCUUCACCACCGGAGCACGGGAAUUGACGAAGUCCCUAAAAGCACAGGGCUGGAAAAUGGCAGUGCUGAGCGGCGGCUUCACGCCCCUAGCCUCUUGGAUUCAAGCCGAGCUCGGUCUAGACUACUGCUACGCCAACCACCUCGUCGCCGACUCAUCCACUGGUACCCUCACAGGCGAACUCGUAGAAGGCCAACCCAUUAUUCACGGCAUCAAGAAACGAGAGUUAUUGCAGGAAAUUGCCGAGAAGGAAGGCAUUCCGCUCGAACGGGUCGUGGCGGUGGGCGAUGGGAGUAAUGAUUUGCCUAUGAUGGAGGUGGCGGGGUUGGGCGUGGCGUUUAAUGCGAAGCCGAAGGUACAGGCGAUGGCGCCGACGAGGUUGAAUAGUGGGAGUUUGGUGGAUGUGUUGUAUGUUUUGGGGUAUGGGAGGGGGGAGAUUGAGGGGGCGGUGUGA